UUCUGGCGCUGUUGCCAGGCAACGCGCCUUCCCCCAACCCCGGCAACUCUGCUUCAGUGGAUGGGGCGGGGGUCGCUCUGCUAGUCCUCCCCAUUUUAAGGCCGUUGCCUGUAGCUCUAAGGGGGGGGGGGGUUGAGCGGGAGCGGGGCGGGCUGUGUUCUGGUGCCGGAUCUGCCCCUUCCGCCAAGCAAAGAGGAAACCCCCCACAGCCCUCCUUCAGGAUGGCCGCUUGCGGGACUUGGGUUUAAAUGGGAUCAAACAUAUGGGAAGACGGGCUCUGCCCCAAGGAGCCUGCAGUCUCCCAAAUCCCAUAAUCCCUGAGGAUUGGCCAUGCUGGGUGGGCUAACGGGCGUUGUUUAUAUACAGUAUUUUGUAAAAUUUAUACACAACUUGAUUGUGAAAACGAACAAACCUCUAAGCGGUUUACAGAAAAACCUAUAAAAUCAUCAGAAAUUACUAACCAUAAUCUAAGACUUUUGAAAACUUAUAUUUUACCCUAUCUGAGUAGGCUUGUCUAAACAAGAAUGUAUUUAGCAGGUGCUGAAAAGAGUGCUGUGAAGGUGCCAGUCUGAUAUGAAUAGGCAGAGAGUUUCAAAGAGGGUUUUUUAAAAAAGAUUUUGCUACCGCCCUUCAUCAAAAGGGCAGUUCACAAGAUAAAAAUACAAGAUAUAAACACAGAUAAAUAGUUUAAGUAAAAACCACAAAACAAUAUAAUAUUCUACAAUGGCUAUAGAAUUUUAAUCAGCCAAAGUCAAAAGUGUAGGUGCUGCUGCUCUAAAAGAUUGAGUUCUUACCAGUGGGGAGAAGUAUUAUGUGGCGCCUGUAAUAGCGCCACUUGGGCACAGGUAUUCCCCAUACCCUGCGCUAAAACAAGACAUACAACAUUGGGAGGGGGAACAGGAUGAAACAGUGCCUGAUGGUGUGGAGAAGGUGAGCAGGGAGUUUGCCUGCUUCUUUCAGUCAUAAGACUGGAACACAGUGGGGACAUCCAAGAAAGCUGGAGGUUGGGAGAUUCAGGACAGGCAAAAGGAAUCGGACAAAUUAAGGGAGGACAAGGCUUCUGAUGGCUACUAGUUACAAUGACUAUGCUCUGCUUCCACAGUUAGAGGCAGUAAUGCUUCUGAAUACCAGUGGCUGGAAACCACAGGACAGGAGAGUGCUCUUGUUCUUGAAUCCUGCUUGUGGGUUUCCCAUUGGGAUACAGUAUCUGUUUGUCCACAGCUGAGAAAGAGGAUGGGCCAUUGACUUGAUCCAGCAGGCUUUCCUUAUGUUCAUAUUCUGAUCCAAGAAAUAGGUCUGCCUGCUCACACACUCAGCUUAGAGGCCAAUGUCCUGGCAUAUUUUAUGGGCAGGAUGGACUUCUUGAGCCUCUUCCUCCUCUAUGUGUUUCUGGUUCUGCUGACCAUUCUCCUUGUUUGUUUCUAUUCCGGAAGGAAGCAAAGCAUCCCCUCAAGGCUUAUCACCUGUGUAACUCAGGUGCUGUUGUGUAUAGUCCCAUCCCAAGUCCAAGGAGCUGCUCAUUGGGUGCUUCAUGGCCUCUUCCAUAAACGAAACUGUACUUUUGUGGUCCUGCACUUGCUCUUGGAAGCUUUGGUUUAUGGGGAGUAUUCCUGGGAAGUAUUUGGCUAUUGUCAGGAGCUGGAGUUCAGCAGUCACUUCCUCCUCCUCCCUUACCUACUUUUGGCUGUGAACAUAGGUUUCUUCAUUCUGUGCUCCAAGACUAACCCAGGUACCAUAACUAAAUCCAACCAGGUGCUGUUUCUCCAUGCAUAUGCCUACGACGGUGUGAUGUUUGAGAAAGGGGUUGAGUGCUCCACUUGCAAAGUGAGGAAACCUGCCCGAUCCAAGCACUGUGGUGUGUGCAACAGCUGCGUGCAUCGUUUUGAUCACCAUUGUGUUUGGGUCAACAAUUGCAUUGGUGCCUUCAACAUCAGAUACUUCCUGCUCUAUCUCCUUACCUUGACCUCCAUGGCUGUUUCCAUCGCAGUCUUAACAGCCACUUUCCUCAUCCAGGUGGUCCUUCUGUCAAAUAUGAUGCAGGGCUAUUACACAGAUGACCAAGGCCUGGAGCGCCCGAUUGAUGCCUUCUUCCUUAUUCAGCACCUCUUUCUGACCUUCCCAAGGAUCGUGUUCAUGCUGGGCUUUGUCGUUGUCCUUUCAAUUGUACUGGGCUCCUAUUUUUGUUUUACUCUGUAUCUGAUCCUGACCAACCAGACAAGCAACGAGUGGUUCAAGUCAGCAAGGUAUAAAUGUUCAUCUUCAGAGGAUGACACCAGGCAGAUGGGUUACAAAAAUAUUUAUUCUAGAGGCAUCCAGGGCAACAUCACAGAAAUUCUUAAGCCAAUUAUGAGCCCUGAAAAAAAGCAAAGGUGACUUGCCAUUGACAGUAGUGGACUGUACAAAUCUUAAGUUUUUAAUCUCAGCACAAAAGUCCUAGGCAAAAUAAAUCUAGUGCAAGGGUAGUCAAUGUGAUGCCCAUGGGCAUCCAGUGUGCCUGAUACUACCUACCUCUUAUGGCCACAGGCUCUUAAGGGGCCAGUGAAAGGUCUUAGUUCCCAUUACAAUGCUCAGAGAGGGUAUUUGCUCUUUCUGAGCAUUUUCUGUUUGCACUGUCUUUGCCUAUCCUUCAGUGGCUGGCAGAACUGGAUAUAGUGGUCUUGGAAGUGCUCUUGGAAGUGGCAGCCAUCUCCAAAUGUGCCUCCUGGCCCCAAAAGGUUAGUGACUCCUGCCCCCAACUGUUGAGUCACCCUUGCAAGCAAGCCCCAACUUACCAGUGCAACUGAAGUAAACAUACCUGUUUACUGCUAGUGUCUGCCUGAAAUGGGAGCUGAAGCUGCCAUUUGUGGUAGGGACAAGGAACAAACCUCUAGAAUACUGCACUGCAGAUGGUUGGACUACCGUGUUUCUCCGAAAAUAAGACGUAGCCAUAAAAUAAGACGUAUCAGUUUUUUAAAGCAUUCAAGGAAUAUAAGUCAUACCCCGAAAAUAAGACAUACCCGGUAGUGAUAGGCGCAGCAGCAACACCGGCCACGGCAGGAAGAGGAGGCCUGCCAGGUCAUCGCCCGGAACCGGCUGCUGCUGCAGCGCCGACAAAGCACCCAGCAGCACCGCACCGUAUGGAGCCCCGAGCCAACAGGACACAACAGCAGCAGCAGCACCGUGCAGAGCCCUGAGCUAGUGGGACCCAGCAGCACGAGGAGCACUGCGCUGCGCCAGUGGGACCCAGCAGCAGCGCCACGCCGAGCCCCAAAGCAGCGCCGCAUGUAGCCCCGAGCCAGCAGCGCCGAGCCCUGAAGCAGCGCCUGCGCCGAGCCCCGAAGCAGUGCCGCCACAAGCCAGCAGCAGUGCCACGCGUAGCCUCGAGCCAGUGGGACCCAGCAGCAUCAGCGCCACACCAAGCCCCGAAGCAGCACUGCACGUAGCCCCGAGCCAGUGGGACCCAGCAGCAGCAGCGCCGCACAUAGCCCCGCGCAUGACCCGGCAGCAGCGCUAUGCCGCACCCCGAAGCAGCGCCGCACCCCUAAGUAGCGUUGCGUCGCGCCCCAAAGCAGUCCCCCGCCCCGAGCCAGCGGGAGCCUGCAGCAACGCUGUGCCGAGCCCCGAAGCAGCACUGCGCCAUGCCUAGCCCCAAGCCAGUAGCGCCGCAUGUAGCCCCUAAGUAGCACUGUGCCGCGCCAUGCCCCAAAGCAGCGCCGCACGUAGCCCUGAGCCAGCGGGACCCAGCAGCAGCAGCAGCGCCACACCAAGCCCUGAAGCAGCGCCGCGUCAUGCGUAGGCCCAAGCCAGCAGCUGGUUUCUUCACAUAUUGUCAGUACCGGUAGUGAAGUGGGUAUCUCCCCCUCCCAUGGCUUUCACCACUUUGAACAGGGGACUUGCUAGGCUGUUCACCAGGUUCCAGGGGACUCUAUACUAUAUGUGUGUGUGUGUGUAUACACACACACACACACACACACAGAGGGAGAAAGACAUCCCCUGAAAAUAAGCCACUGUGUUUUUGAGGAAAAAUAUAAGGUGUCUUAUUUUCAGAGAAACACGGUAAGAUGAUCCUCAUGGUCCCUUCCAAUUCUAUGAUUCUGCUUAGGAGCCCCAAGCCCCUGCUUGCUUCUUGAGACUUUAGGCAUUACCCUAGUUUCCAGUCAUAAGAACUACCGUAGAAACUUGUUAACUGGAAUAAUCCAAGGCUA
Messenger RNA from Zootoca vivipara (common lizard), 4184 nucleotides. RefSeq names its product zDHHC palmitoyltransferase 4 (gene ZDHHC4). The record is from RefSeq and is a predicted model, not a curated record. Gene Ontology annotation, molecular function: protein-cysteine S-palmitoyltransferase activity. Lineage: Eukaryota; Metazoa; Chordata; Lepidosauria; Squamata; Lacertidae. Gene Ontology annotation, biological process: protein targeting to membrane; peptidyl-L-cysteine S-palmitoylation. Gene Ontology annotation, cellular component: endoplasmic reticulum; Golgi apparatus.